Messenger RNA from Rhinocladiella mackenziei CBS 650.93, 6723 nucleotides. Its product is annotated as DNA polymerase epsilon catalytic subunit A. The coding region runs from base 1 to 6723 and encodes 2240 amino acids. Gene Ontology annotation, cellular component: epsilon DNA polymerase complex; nucleus. The record is from RefSeq and is a predicted model, not a curated record. Lineage: Eukaryota; Fungi; Ascomycota; Eurotiomycetes; Chaetothyriales; Herpotrichiellaceae. The transcript has a single exon. Gene Ontology annotation, biological process: DNA replication; base-excision repair, gap-filling; nucleotide-excision repair, DNA gap filling. Gene Ontology annotation, molecular function: single-stranded DNA 3'-5' DNA exonuclease activity; zinc ion binding; DNA binding.
AUGCCGGUCAGGAAACCGAGCAGAUAUGGCUCCAAUGUCAGACUAGCGAAAGAUUCCGCUCGAAACCCACGUACCAAGACAAUCGAUGCAUCCUCACUGCGUGCAACCGAAGGCACAUCUCAAGAUGAGAAGACUCAGGCCACUCGGCUGGCCAACAGCAUUGACGAGGCAAUGGGGUUUGCCAGAUAUGAUUCGGGUAAAAGAAGAAUUGGGUGGCUUUACAACAUGCACAGUACUUCAAUUGAGGAUUCCGGGACACCAGGUGGACGUGCCGGCGUCGAUUUCUACUUCAUCGGAGACGAUGGCGACAAUUUCAAGGCCACUGUCGAGUAUGACCCAUACUUCCUCCUAGCGGUGAAAAGAGGAAGGGAAGUGGAGGUGGAAGAAUGGUGUAAGAGAAUGUUUGAGGGAUUGGUAAAGUCCGUUCAUCGUAUAUCGAAGGAGGACCUCCAAAUGCCAAACCACCUGCUUGGAUAUAAACGGACAUUCCUUCAACUGACGUUUACCAAUGUCUCCAACUUACUCUCUGUGCGCAAGGUAGUCAUGCCGAUCGCAGAGAAAAAUAAAGAGAAGGUGAAUGCCAUGGACACCUACGCGGAGGUGGCUAGUGCAACUGCUGGGUUUGAUGUCUACGACGAAAAACAAGCCCAAGGGAUACGACUGAAUGGGAUUGCAGAAGCCAAGGAUUACAUUGUCGACAUCAGAGAGUUCGACGUGCCCUACCAUGUUCGUGUUACAAUUGACAAGGACAUUCGCAUUGGAAAGUGGUACACUGUCGAGGCCAAACACGGCUCCGUGUCUCUGACUUGUUUAGAAGAGCGUCUACAACGAGCCGACCCCGUCGUACUCGCCUUCGAUAUUGAAACGACCAAGCUACCACUCAAGUUCCCCGACUCAGUCAUUGAUCAGAUAAUGAUGAUUUCGUAUAUGAUUGACGGGCAAGGGUUUCUCAUCACGAAUAGAGAAAUCGUUUCGGAGGACAUCUCAGACUUUGACUACACGCCAAAACCAGAAUACGAAGGACCGUUUCUGAUCUUCAACGAACCGAAUGAGCGCGCAGUCAUUGAGCGGUUCUUUUCUCACAUCAAAGAGGCACGACCUACCGUCAUUGCCACUUACAACGGUGACUUCUUCGAUUGGCCGUUCGUCGAAGCAAGAGCUAGCGUCCAGGGAAUUGACAUGUACACUGAGAUUGGGUUUCGGAAGAACAGCGAAGAUAUCUAUCAGAGCAACUACUGCGUUCAUAUGGAUUGCUUCGCCUGGGUCAACAGAGACAGUUACUUGCCCCAGGGCAGUCGAGGCCUGAAAGCCGUCACGGUCGCCAAAUUGGGCUAUGAUCCCGAUGAGCUUGACCCUGAGCUGAUGACCCGAUACGCGAGUGAGCAUCCCCAGAUUCUGGCAGAAUACUCAGUGUCUGAUGCUGUGGCCACUUAUUAUCUCUACAUGAAAUAUGUUCAUCCCUUCAUCUUCUCGCUGUGUACGAUUGUCCCGCUAAAUCCUGACGAUACUUUACGAAAAGGUACGGGGACGCUGUGUGAAAUGCUAUUGAUGGUUCAGGCAUACCAAAAGAAUAUUAUAUUACCAAACAAGCAUCAAGAGCCACGGGAGGCUUUCUGGGAAGGUCAUUUGCUUGAAUCAGAAACCUAUGUCGGUGGGCAUGUGGAGAGUAUUGAAGCAGGUGUGUUCCGCGCUGACAUACCGGUUAAUUUCGCCAUCGACACUACGGCGAUCGAUGAGCUCCUGCGGGAUCUCGAUGCCGCUCUGAAGUUUUGCAUCACGGUCGAAGAAAAGAAAUCCCUCGAUGAUGUGACGAAUUACGAAGACAUUCGAGCUCAGAUUUGUGAAAGAUUGAACAACCUCAAGGACACACCCCACAGAAAUGAGCGUCCCUUAAUAUACCACUUGGACGUGGCUUCCAUGUACCCGAACAUUAUGACCACAAACCGAUUGCAACCUGAUUCAAUGAUAUCUGAAUCCGAUUGUGCCGCUUGUGAUUUCAAUCGACCGGGAAAGACAUGUGACAGACGACUACCCUGGGCGUGGAGAGGAGAAUUUUUGCCAACCAAGAGGGACGAAUACAACAUGAUAAGAAGAGCCGUGGCAAAUGAGACAUUUCCAGGGAAAGGACCAAUGUCUGCAAGAAGAACGUUUCAAGAGUUGAAUCUUGAUGAGCAAGCGGCAAUGGUUCGAAAAAGACUUCAGGAGUAUUCGAAGAAGAUUUAUCACAAGAUUCACGAUUCGAAAACCAUCGAGCGCGAAGCCAUCAUUUGCCAGCGAGAAAACCCGUUUUAUGUGGAUACCGUUCGAAACUUUCGAGAUCGACGAUAUGAUUUCAAAGGGAAACAGAAAGUUUGGAAGGGAAAGACGGAAGCACUCAAGUCUUCUGGAGCCUCCAACCAGGAGAUUGAAGAGGCGAAGAAGAUGAUCGUCCUCUUUGACUCGCUACAACUUGCACACAAGGUCAUUCUCAAUUCUUUCUACGGGUACGUGAUGCGAAAGGGUUCCAGGUGGUAUUCCAUGGAGAUGGCCGGGGUCACCUGUCUUACUGGUGCCCAUAUUAUCCAAAUGGCACGAGAACUGGUCGAACGCAUUGGUCGGCCGUUAGAACUGGAUACGGACGGUAUCUGGUGUAUGCUUCCCGCUACCUUCCCGGAAAAUGUUGUUUUCACCUUAAAGAGCGGUAAAAAGAUGGCAAUCUCCUACCCUUGUGUUAUGCUCAACCAUCUCGUUCACGCACGGUUUACCAAUCACCAAUAUCAGACCCUCGUGGACCCUACCACCUUCAAAUACGAGACGCAUAGCGACAAUUCGAUUUUCUUUGAAGUCGACGGACCGUACAAGGCCAUGAUCUUGCCCGCAUCAAAAGAAGAGGACAAGAAUUUGAAAAAGCGAUAUGCCGUAUUCAACCACGAUGGCGGUCUUGCUGAACUCAAGGGAUUCGAAGUCAAACGUCGAGGCGAGUUGAAGCUUAUCAAGAUCUUCCAAACGCAGAUUUUCAAGUUCUUUUUGGAAGGGACCACUUUAGCCGAAACAUAUGGCGCCGUGGCUCGUGUCGCCAAUCGUUGGCUAGACGUAUUGCAUCAGCAUGGCUCGACGCUUGCGGACGAAGAGUUAAUUGAUUUGAUUUGCGAGAAUAAAAGCAUGACCAAGACUCUCGAGGAAUACGGAGCGCAAAAGUCCACGUCUAUCACCACAGCGAAACGACUGGCAGAGUUCCUGGGAGACCAGAUGAUCAAGGACAAGGGGCUCAACUGCAAAUACAUCAUCUCCGCAAAGCCUCGACACACCCCCGUCACGGACCGAGCCAUCCCUGUCACCAUAUUUUCCGCAGAUGAAGGUGUCAAACGAUUUUUUCUGCGAAAGUGGUUGAAAGAAGACCCGGCAGACAUGGAUCCAAGAACUGUCAUCGAUUGGGAUUACUACCUGGAGCGUCUUGGAUCUGUCAUUCAAAAGCUCAUCACAAUUCCUGCUGCUUUGCAGAAGAUCAGAAACCCUGUUCCUCGAGUUGCACAUCCAGACUGGCUACAGAAGCGCAUCACUGCAAAGGACGAUAGAUUCAAACAGAAGAAAAUGACUGAUCUCCUCGAAAAGAAGCCGCUAGCCGAGCGAUCAAUAAAUCUUUUGGAUUAUCGACUUCCCGCCACUGGUGACAUCGAAGAUGUGCUUAAUUCCGGGCGGAGGCCGCCGGUAGGACUGACAAAACCUUCAAAGAGAAAGGCCUCGGAAACUACCAAUCAGGCUCUUGUCGACCCUUACGCAGCCCUCCCAACUGAUGCUCCAGCGAUCGAUGAGAAUUACGGUGGAUGGCUCCAAUAUCAGAAGCAGAAAUGGAAGAUUCAAAAGCAAGCAAGAGCUCGACGGCGUCAACUUUUUGGAGAGAGGCCCAAUGUGGCGACAGAUUCCAUCAGCAGCCUUUUCCGCAACCAAGCUGAGAUGCUAUACAUCAACACGUGGCACGUUCUCCAACUGCGUCAAGGUGAUUCGCCCGGCGAGGUGAGGGCAUUUGUGGCAAUUGGCAAGAAGAUUCAUGGCUUGACCAUCAAAGUACCCCGGACUCUGUAUCUGAACUUGAAAGGCGAUGAGCUCCCAAAUGUCGAGAUUCCUGGCUGUGAGGUUGAAAAAGUCAACCAUGCGUUACCCAAUGGCCACCCAUCCGUGCAUCUCUUUCAGUUGACCAUGCCAGAAGACACUUAUUUACGGGAAGCCGAAUCUGUCUCGCUGCUGUGCAAUCACCCUAGCGUCGAAGGAGUCUACGAACGCAGAUUGCCACUCUUCACUCGCGCAAUGCUGAAGCUGGGGAACAUGUGCUCGUUCGACGAGAACCAGAAUGGUAUUCUUGGAACAGCCCUUGAACAAGGUUUUGAUCUCUCUGCAUUGGUACGGAGUAAUUCACAGGCGACAUAUCUUGAAGAUCCAAGCUCUUUGGGCUAUGUCUACGUCUAUCAUGUUGCGGCCGGAGACAGGAAUGUUUUUGCACUCUUCUCUUCGGCAAAAUCGGAGGCGCAUGUCAUCGUUCUCAGCCGAAGCCGUGAUGCCCAAUUACCUAACGCUGACAAGAUUUAUGCUGAGCAAUACCGACAUAAGGCUCAGGAUGAUGCGGUACUCCAGACUAUCUUCGAAUAUCAAUCAAGUAUGCAUUUCAAAGUUUCUCAGGUGAUCACGAAGAGGAAAGCACACCUUGAAAUUGCUGAUGUACUCAAGAAGUGGCGUUCAGAGGAGUCGAAGUCGACGAUGCUGCUCCUCCAAACGACCUCUCAUCAGCAGCUUAUCCACGAUGUUCGAAUCAUGAAAGAUUAUCCUAUCUUAUGUUUGCCGACAGAACGAUCGGACGCAGAUUUGCCCUCUCUGGGCUGGCAAGGUCAUGCGUUCAAGCAACUUAUCUCACAUUAUUUUAGGGUGACUGGCUGGUUGUCGCACUUGCUGGAACUUGCCCGAUAUGGCGAUGUGCCCCUGUGCAACCUUGAGAAAGACGAUCCUAGGUCUCUCAUCGAUUUGGCCUACGCUCGGAGGCUAAAGAGGAGUCAUGUUGUGUUGUGGUGGUCUGACCAGCCUCGUCCAGACCACGCUGGGCAUGAGCGGGACGAUAUUUUGGGGCCGUUGACGGAAGUGGUGGAGAUGCCCUCGAUUAACAAUCCCGGCGCUUAUACGUCAGUUUGUGUGGAUGUCUCCGUCCAAAAUCUGGCAAUCAAUACGAUACUGACUUCAUCGAUUAUCAACGACCUUGAGGGAUCUGCAGAGUCAGUUGCUUUCAAUCCUGCCGCCGAUGGAGAAACGCCUCUCGACUCCGAUAUGGUCAAUACGAAUGCCGGCUUUGGCCUGGCUCCACUCGAAGUACUUCGAGAACUGGUUAAAUCAUGGUGGAUAGAGGCUUGUCGCGGUAAUCGACUGGCAGAUGUAAUGGUACAGCAUCUGAUGCGAUGGGUUGAGUCUCCUGCGUCAAGUCUUUAUGACCGACAUCUCAAGUACUACGUUCAGAUGAUGUCGAAGAAGGCCAUGCAACAGCUGAUUACCGAUUUCCGACGAGUUGGGUCACAUGUUGUCUUUGCAAGCCCAACAAGAUUGCUGUUACAGACAUCGAAACAAGAGGUCGAGAACGCUUAUGCAUACUCUCAAUACAUUCUCAAGUCGAUCCGACAAAAGCCGCUGUUCCAUUUUUUGGGACUUGAAGUCAAAGAUUAUUGGGAUAUACUGAUUUGGUACGAUGCACACAACUACGGGGGGAAAGGAACCUCGACGAUCACAGAGGAAACCAGUAAUUCAAAUCUCGAUACUGUCGUUCACUGGCAACUGUCACAGUUUCUCCCACUACCCGUACAGCCAAUAUUCGACGACUGGGUGGUCACCUUCAUCGAUUUGAUGCAGAAUUUGAAAAGACCGACCAUCUCAACUGAUGGUCCGUCGUCUACGCCUCGACCUACUCAGCUGCCGUCGACAUUCAUCAGUCUGACCGAAGACCCCACGAGCACGGAAGUGACCACGAUUUUGCAGGAUGACUUCUCCAAACCAUUGAAGAAGCAGAUUACGGCUCUAAUACGGCGACAACGUGAAGAAAUACUUCACCCUGAACUCGCCAGCGAUUGGUCAUUUCCCUCUUUGCCCGGUGGCACUUUAGAGAGCACUGAUCAACGCCACCCUCGUGACCCAGUCCUUGAGUUGGUCAAAUCACUGAUGCAGAUUAUUUCACUGUCGAAACCCCUUCAACUGGAAGCUCGGUUACUUCGUAAGGAGCUCCUGGCGUUGUUCGACGUCCGUGAGUUCGGACGCGAGGCUCGGUUCGAAAAUCCAAGUGCAAGCCUCCGCUUUGACAAUCUCGUGUGCGACACUUGUACUAUGACCAGGGACCUUGAUUUGUGUCAAGAUGAGGAUAUCCUCCCUGAUGCGCAAGCCGGGCCCGAAGACGCAGCCAACAAACCCUGGAGAUGUCCGAGUUGUCAGAGUGAAUACAGCAAAAUAGCGCUUGAGGAAAGCUUGAUCGCUCGGGUCCAGGCCGCCUUGUUGGGCUGGCAGACCCAGGAUCUGAAAUGCAAGAAAUGUGGAGUUCUACAGGGCGACGAUGGCAUAUUUGGCGAUCACUGCGUGUGUGGUGGUGAGUGGUUUGGGACGAUGGACAGAAACGAAAUUCGAUCGAGGUUACGAGUAAUGGAACGGGUGUCUUCCGCAUAUGGAUUGCGAAUGCUGUCUGGCGUUAUCGAAGGAGUCAAGAUGAUGUGUAUGAUAUCAUGA